Messenger RNA from Tribolium castaneum (red flour beetle), 2079 nucleotides. Its product is annotated as serine/threonine-protein kinase pelle. The coding region runs from base 125 to 2056 and encodes 643 amino acids. Gene Ontology annotation, molecular function: ATP binding; protein kinase activity. Lineage: Eukaryota; Metazoa; Arthropoda; Insecta; Coleoptera; Tenebrionidae. The record is from RefSeq and is a predicted model, not a curated record. Gene Ontology annotation, biological process: protein phosphorylation. The transcript is spliced from 4 exons.
UAGGGAAUUCUCCCUUCUAAAGUUGUAAUGUCAGUGUCAGUGUCAGUUUCUGUGUUUAGAGGUUAGAUUUUUGUUUUUGUAAAUAAAAAGUGCCUUAAUUACCCGUCCAACCAACGGAAUUGCAAUGGAUCCGUCCGUUGAAAUCAGAAAAUUGCCUUUGGACGUGCGCUCCCACCUCAUAAGCCUUUUGGAAUUGCAGGACUCUUGGAAAAAAUUGAUGGCCAUAAUACCGCAAACACUGUCUCUAAACGAGUAUAAAUGCGAUAUAAACUUCAAUAACCCGGCCAAAUACCGGUCGGAGCACUUCCACAUAAUUGAGGACAACUCCGUCAAGAAGCGAAUUUUCUGCUCGGAGAUUUUGUUGCGCGAGUGGGGCACCUCAGGUCGGGUCAGGCCCGCCGUGGGCCACCUGAAAUAUCUCCUGCAGAAGGCAGAGCUGUUUCGUGCGGCUGACUACGUCGCUGUUGAUAUUUUAAAGGAGGAGCCGCCUCCUAGGCCCGCCAAAGGGCCAGCGGCCCCAGUUGUGUUCAAUCCGGACGAGUUACUAGACCCGGAGACGAAACGAAUCGAGAAAAUUCUGGACGAGAUCAACUACCCCAGUUCCGCAAUCGAGAAUAUCAACAAACUGAAUUCGUUUAACACAAACUUGAAUUACAGCGGCAAAGAAACGACGAAAGUGAUCCCCAAGAUUAUAAUCAGCGAAUCACCGGAUGUGGAAGAGACGCCGCCGCCGUUUCGGCUACCGGUCGUUGUCCAGAAAGUCAAGUCUGAGUCGGAUUUGAUUAAGUUUUCGCAAGAAUCGGUUUCAAACAGCGAUAAUAACGCAAAUGUGCCGCAUUUGUCGUCGCUUUUGACGGAUGAGGCGUCCAAUAAUAACAUUCCUGCCGUAAUUAGCGAUUUAGUGUCACAAUCGAGCUCAGAAACCACUGAAAAUGCCGAUUCUGCGGUCAACAGACCGGAGUUAUCGUCACUUUUGAACCAGUCAAGUGACGACUCUGAGCCCAAUUUCAACGUUCCUGCAAUCAGCGAAUUGAGUCUGGCGUCAAGUUCCGACUCUUCGUCAAACUUCCCCGCUUUGAGUCAAUUAAUCGAUUCUGAGAAAAAUUCGCGGUCGUGUUCGUCGCCGCUCCCGAACUUGUCGCUGAACACUCCUUUGCCACACUUUAGUUACUGUGAUUUAGCAACGGCGACUAAUAACUUCGACGAGACACCGGUGGCCCAAGGGGGCAGGUUUUUGGGGUCGGGGGCUUUCGGUAAAGUUUAUUUGGGUGUGGGGUUGGUUAGUAAACCAGUGGCGGUGAAGAAAGUCAUUUUGGAAAAUGUUGACGUCGUUCGAGUUGAUGAUAUGGUUACUAAACAGUUCCGCAACGAAGUGGAGAUUUUGAGUAAAUAUGAGCAUGAGAAUUUGGUGGCUUUGAGGGGCUAUUCGUGCGAUGGCGACACGUAUUGCUUGUUGUACGAGUACGUCCCUGGAGGGGCACUCAAGGACCGGCUACAGAAACAUGAGUUGAUUUGGACGGAAAGGCUGUAUGUAGCAAUGGGGACAGCGAGGGCGAUUGCGUAUCUCCACACUGCAUACGCAAGCCCCUUGAUUCACCGUGACGUUAAAUCUGCAAAUAUUUUACUCGACAGUAACAAUAAACCAAAGUUGUGCGACUUUGGGCUAAUUAAACGCGCUCUCAACCAAAAUACAAACACCGCAACUACAAUUUUCGGGACUUCGGCUUACAUGGCACCUGAGGCUUUCAGGGGAGACGUUUCAGUAAAGUUGGACACUUUCAGUUUUGGAGUCGUUUUGCUUGAACUACUCACUUCAAUGCCUCCAAUGGACGAAAGCCGGGAGGGAGUCGAUUUGGUUACUCAUGUGCAAGAAACCUGCCAGGACGGUAUUAAACCAUUGUUAGACACAACAGUUGGCUCAUGGAUGGCCAAUAGUAUUAAUUUCGGCGAGAAAUUAUACGAGAUUGCGACGAGUUGUUUAAAGGAGAAGAAAGAGAGACCCACUAUGACAUCAAUUUGCGGUAUUUUAGGCGAUCUAGUCCAGAAAUUUUUAUAAAAGAAUAUAUUCCAUCAAAUGAU